CAUUUGCUCCCUCCAAUGGAAUUCGAACGUAACCAGGGGAAACUCGAAGAAACAGUGAUUCGAAUCCUUAAAGGUGCCGAUUUAGAAAUCGCCACCGAGCUCGUUGUUCGAAGAGAGGCCGAAAGACUGCUUGGCGUCGACCUAUCUGAUAUAGCUAGCAAGCGGCUAGUUAGACGAGUCGUUGAGUCCUUUUUGCUGUCUACUUCGCCGGUCGAUGAAGUUCACGAAGGAACAGAGCACGUGGAAGAAGUACAAGUGGAUAAACCACCUGUUGACAAUCAAAAAGAUGCUUCUGAUGAUGGUGGUGGACGUGUUAUAUGUAAGCUACCAGGUAUGAUGAGAGUGUCAGUUAAAAGGUUUAAAAGGACAAAGUUGUUGUCAAUAAGGGAGUACUAUCAAAAAGAGGGAAAGGUGUUUCCUUCCGGUGGAGGAAUCACCUUGACCCAAAAGAAUGGUCGACAUUUCGUCCAAGUUUUGAUGAUAUAG
This is a messenger RNA of Lactuca virosa, 486 nucleotides long. The record is from the annotation of a GenBank genome assembly. Lineage: Eukaryota; Viridiplantae; Streptophyta; Magnoliopsida; Asterales; Asteraceae.